Messenger RNA from Pecten maximus, 3434 nucleotides. RefSeq names its product monocarboxylate transporter 5-like. Bases 44 to 1786 code for a protein of 580 amino acids. The record is from RefSeq and is a predicted model, not a curated record. Lineage: Eukaryota; Metazoa; Mollusca; Bivalvia; Pectinida; Pectinidae. The transcript is spliced from 6 exons. Gene Ontology annotation, biological process: transmembrane transport; monocarboxylic acid transport. Gene Ontology annotation, molecular function: monocarboxylic acid transmembrane transporter activity.
ACACACAGGGACCACAGUUUCCCACUGGUCCACUACCAUCAAUAUGACGGACACUGAUCCUGACAACAUGGGGGCGCCACCUACACCAGACGACACUGAAGACGAUAUUAUCUACGAACUUCCGGUUGACCGAGGAUGGGCUUGGGUCGUCCUAGUAGCCUCUACACUUAUCACCACGCUGUACGCCGGACUUUUUAAAAGUUUCGGGAUAUUCUACGUGGAAAUCCUGGAGGUUUAUGACGGAAAUGUGUCCACUACGUCUUUGAUAUCCUCACUACAAUUUGCAGUCUAUUGUGUCACAACUGUUCCUAUCAUGACGUCACUGCUGCGUCAUUGCAGUAUCAGGACAUGCCAGAUAGCAGGUAUCCUGGUUACGGUUGCGGGAUUCGGUCUGAGCUCUCUGGUCCACAGCUUGGAACUUCUUAUCCUCACACAGAGCAUUCUCAGUGGAUUAGGAAUGGCGCUAGUGUACCCAACAGCCAUCGUCUUGGUCGGUAAAUAUUUUCAGGGACGUAUUGGGUUAGCUAAUGGCGUCCUGAUGUCAGGGUAUGCUCUUGGGGGCGUCGCGUUACCGCCCCUUGUACGAUAUAUUCUAGAUGAGUACAGACUGGAGGGGGCUUUGCUACUGACAGCAGGGAUCAUACUGAACUGUCUCCCGCCAGCCUGCUUACUACGAUCGAUGGAUUUUUAUAAAAAGACACAAGCGACAACAAACAGACGACCGAAGGAAGGGAGUUUUGUUGUGAAUGAAUUUAAGCAAUCUACACAAGAAAGCACUACAAUACCACCAAACAUUUGUGUAAAAUCAGAUACAAUUAAUGGCAUUUCUACAGCAUUUAAUGACUCUCACCCGACGUAUCAAUCGUUGGCCCUGCUUUCAGGAUAUAAUCAAGAUGCAACCAACGCAAGUGCUUCGGCUCCUAAUCUCUCUUCGCCUAAAUUCAUACCAAAUCGUGUAUCAACAAAAGAGAAAAAUAACAGUGAGAGCCAUAUUGAAACAUUAGCAGUACAGUGUAAUACUGUGUAUUCAGGGCGUAUUAAUAAAUACUUCAGUAUAGGAGAAUUUACAAAUCUAUCGCAAGAGAUAGUAAGGAAUGCACCGAAAGAUAAUGAUUCGUCAAAAUCUUCUUCCUUGUCGUGUUGGAUGAAACGUUUGUUUAACGAAUGUAAAUCCUGGCAAAUGUUCAGCCCGAAAUUGUGGAAAAAUAAACAGUUUCUGAUACUUAUUCCAAUAUAUUGUUUAUCAAGUGUUGGACCAGAAACGUCUCAUCUCUUUACACCUUCUUUCGCGAAGGACAGGGGAGUGUCAAACUCUAAGAUAGCAAUUCUUGUCUCCAUUCAGUGUAUGUGUGAUUUCGUCGGUCGUGUCUUCAAUGGCUAUAUAGCAGAUCUCCCAUGGAUUAGACGACAGCAAAUCGUAAUGGUUACCCAGAUGAUAGCCGGUAUAAUAAUGCAGAUGACCCCAUUGUUUAAAACCUAUUGGUCACUUGCCCUUUUCUCAACUGGCUAUGGACUUACCGCGGGUAUCAUAUUUGUAUUGUUUCCACCAAUUCUAUCAACUGCCAUUGGUCGAGACAUGUUUCCUGCUGGUAUGGCCGUCAUGAUAUUAAUAAAAGGAUCUUUCGUUUCUGGAAUAAUUCCAAUAUUAGGUUAUCUCCGAGACUGUACCAGCGAAUACCACGCCACAUUCCACUUCAUGGGUGCAACGUCAUUAGCAUCGGCCAUCUUAUUAAUACUGUUUGAUAAGGCUUACGUUAAAAAAGAAACAACUUCUACUGCCAUUUAAUGAACACAAGAUUUUAUAUUCUGAUUGCUUUAAGCUCACGUGGUCCAAAGGACCACUAUGCUUAUGUCAUGACACGAUGUCCGUCCUCCAUACUCAUCCAAUAUCCUUGUGGAAUGCAUCAGCGAUUCCUUUGGUUUACUGGCAGCUAUAUUCGCCGCCAAUUAAAAAAACUUGUCAUACCUACAUUAAAUCAUCAUUGCACCUUGUUAAAAAUGUAACACAUGUACCCGAGAAGCAUUACUCUUCUAUCGCAAAAUGUGAAACUAUUUUGACAAUGUGUUUAUAUGUCCUAAAUAGCAUUUGUUUAUCAUGAAGCUACCUCAUUUUUUACUCAAUUGGUUACAACGAUAUUAUAACUAAUGGUGGAAUUUUACCUUUGCCUAGAGGAGUUUUAUCAGAAAAAUACUAUAUAUAAUAAUUGUUCAUGUACUUGGAUCUUGAUUAAUUUUGGUUUAUAUCAUCAUUUGGUAAAUAGGAAUAAUAUAUUUUGUAUAUAAUCAGAGGAGGUUUGAUCUCCCUUGGUUCGAGAGAUAUUGACGCAAAAACGUGCUGUCAUUCCAAAAAUACAUACAUAAAUAAAUAUACACCACCAAAGUAUAAUUCAUUAAUCGCCCGCGUUCUGUGAAAAUAAAUAUUUGAUGUUAAAUUUGAUUUUUAAUUGCGUUUAUCGGGGAGCGACUUUGAAUGUGAGAAUGCAAAAUAAAUUAAAGGUAGAUCCCGAGACGGUAAUAAAUACUUACCAUGUAUAACCAUGAUUGCCGCAAUACCCAGGUGGUGGAUACAGGCCCUUUGAGCACAUUGAAUGAGAUUGAUCAAGAGUAAUGACAACAAUUAUGUUAUUCAUGUUUGAUGCGUGCUAGACUGUUGUGUAACGGUGACGUAUAUGUAGCUGAUUCAUUAGGAAAGGGAGAUAACACCUACCGUAAUUACGUGUAUCUGUACGGUUUAAUCAGGUUUAUUGUGUGAAAACUACAAAUUAUUUUACAACUGGACAUAAAGUGAAAUUCUAUAACAUGAAAAAUGUGAUUCAAAAUCAUGUUAUUGUCAGAAUGUGUUCAUGCGAUAGAAUUUAUAAACCAUGGAAGAAAAUUGGCUUAAUGAACACUUGAGUUUCUGGUAGACAUGUACUUCCUAGCAAUUGGAAUAAUUUGCGGUAACUUAUGAAAUCUUCCUUAGAGGAAAGUACAGUAUCCAAAGGCUGCAGUAAAUUCGGGGUAAAUGCAAUAAAAUUGUUUAACAAUUUCCCAUGAUAGAACUGUUUGUAUGUAUAUGAACACGACAGAUGUAUAACAGGGCAUGGUGUCCAGUAUAAAAUGUUUUUUUACAAUUUCUUAUUGGAUAUGUAUGUAUUAAUUGUGCGAGGCAUCUUGUUGCUUGUAAGACAUAAUGUUAUCUUUUAUAUUGUUAUAAUUAUAUAUAUGUGUGUAUGUGUGUGUAUGCGUGUGUAAUCUCAAUUAAGCAUUUGAUAAGAGCAGGGUAUGGCCAUAACUAAGUACUAUUCAUAGUGUCUUGAUUUGAAAUAGAUAGUUUAUCUUUGUAUCAAAACAUGGGGUUUUCUCUACAUUAAUUAUUUCAGUGUUAUUGUUUUUACUUCUACUCUCGAGUACGGCUAUUGUAAUGAACUGAAUAAAGUAUAUAAGUGAACAUG